AUGGCCGAUCGACAGCCUGCGGUAGUAAACAGCGACGACUGUGCUCAACACCGUUCGAAAAGUGCUCCAAAACGAGUGUUUAACAGCGACGACGUUGUUACAUCCAUUUCCGAGCAAAUAGAACGGUGCCCAGUAGCUGUCGACUGUUGUCGAGAAAGGGAACUAGAGAGCGGCACGAAACGAGCGAAGCUGAGUGCUGGAAAGAGUGAAAUUAGUGCAAAAAAUCAGCAGCAGGAAGAAUCACAAUCCCAACCCAGUUGCGCCUCUCUCGCUAACGACAAGAAACGUCUCAGGCAAGAGAACAGCAUAGACGUAUAUUACAGUGAAAUGCCUUUAAACGUACCAUUCCACGUUAAAGAUGGAAUUCGAUAUUUGAGUCCGUAUUGGACAACGUAUCGUACGCGUGCGAAAGGUCGUUGGAUUGGACGAAAAAUGGUCGAAGUUUUCCGUAAGGAAUUCCUCUCGCAAAAUGCCAAUUAUGCGAUGGUUGCAUGCAAACUGGGUCGUUUGUUCGUGAACGGUCAGCAAGUGCUUGAUCCGGAGUAUCGUUUCAAGCCGAACGAUGCGAUCGUACACGUGGGUCAUCGUCACGAACACCCGAUUCUGGAUCGAAAAAUCCGUAUUCUGGAGAACAGCGCCGAUCUGUUGGUGGUCGACAAACCGCCGAGCAUGCCGGUGCAUGCCUGUGGACAGUAUCGUCUUCACACAGUAAUGGGCUUACUCUAUACUCAGUACAACAUCGCCGGUCUAAGAGUGUUGCACAGGCUGGAUCGAACAACGUCUGGAGUGCUGAUAUUCGCAAAAAACUAUGAGACCGAUUCGGAGUUCAAGGAAACGCUGAAGGCGGGUGAAUGGCACAAGGAGUAUGUGUGCAAAGUGGACGGUGUCUUUCCCGGUGAAGAUGAGGUGUUGUGUGAUGAGCCGUUAGGAACGUUAGUGAUCUCAAUGGGUAUACAGUGUGUGCGAGAAGAAGGUGGCAAGCCGGCACGGACGCGUUUCAGACGGUUGUGGACGGAUGGAAAGCGUUUUUCGGUUCUAAAAUGCAUCUUGGAGACAGGGAGAACUCACCAGAUUCGAGUGCAUUUGCAGUAUUUAGGUGGUUUCCAGCUAUGCAAAGAUAUAAGUGAUGCGCAUCGUUACUCGCUAUGGCAUGAAACUGUGCACCCAGACUACGAGCAGCGUAUGGAACGACUUGCGAACGGAGAGGUUGAACCCGAGCCCGAUAACCUGAAGAUGGAUGGUCGUCCUGACUACGACCCGAUUUGCUUGGGCUGUAAUGUGACGAAACGCCGACCGAGCGAAUCGCACUUUAUGCUGCAUUUGCAUUGCCUCAAGUACGAGACUGAAAAGUGGAGUUUUUCGACGGAUUUACCGGAUUGGGCAGUUGAACCGGCGUGCGAAAGAAUCCCGCAAGAAGCUUACGGGAACACCGUGAUUGGAUAA
Anisakis simplex (herring worm) is the source of this 1443-nucleotide messenger RNA. NCBI's taxonomy places the organism in Eukaryota, Metazoa, Nematoda, Chromadorea, Rhabditida, Anisakidae. The record is from the annotation of a GenBank genome assembly.